Molecule: messenger RNA, 2164 nt
Organism: Sipha flava (yellow sugarcane aphid)
Lineage: Eukaryota; Metazoa; Arthropoda; Insecta; Hemiptera; Aphididae
Gene: Nct
Product: nicastrin
Exons: 13
Coding region: 151-2151 (666 amino acids)
Biological process (GO): protein processing; Notch receptor processing
Cellular component (GO): membrane
Source: RefSeq, a predicted model, not a curated record
AUAAUUUUUUAGCAGUGGACAUAAUCAUAUUGAUGUACAAAAAUGUAGUUAGAAUAUUUUUUUUUUUACUUAUUGUUCUUUAGUGAUUCACUAUUUUAGUUUUUUUUUCAAAUUUUUAUAUUUGUUGACUGAAACUUUAUAAACGAAAUUAUGAGUUUAUAUUUUAUUUUGUUGUUUUGUUUACAUUAUGCGCCUUUUACUCUCUCAAAUUUUCUUUCAGUUAAAGAUCAAAUGUAUACAGAUAUCAUUGCAAGUAACCCUUGUUUCCUUAGAUUGAAUGGUACCAAUCAAUUUGGCUGUACUUCUUCAAGAUUUGGAAAUGUGGGAACGUUGCAUUUGAUAGCAAAUUUAACUGAUUUAGAUUGGUUAAUAAAUAAAGGAAUGGCUAAUCCAUAUAUAGUAGCAUUAACACCUAAAAUGUUUAAUAAUAAGGUUUUACAACUAAUUGAAGAGAAUUUUAAUAAAGUAAAUGGAAUAAUGUUAUUAAUGAAUGGGACUAAUCAAGAAGUAAUUAAUAAUGAUAAUUUACUAAAAAAUGGAUUCAGCCCUGAAGAUACAUGUCCCAAUCGUUAUUCAGGUAUAAGUAGCUGUCCAUCAGAACCUUGGAACCCUUAUGGUACUGACAUUCUUUUAAAAAGCUGGAGCUUCCCUAUAUUUGUUGUUUACAACCAAAACGCUAUCAAAGAAAUUAUAGAUUGUUUUAAAAAACAUAAUUUACCUUUAAAUAAUCAAAAUGAUCAUUCUUUAUGUGCUCUUGAGUUAAAAUCACAUAUGUAUGCUGCAGUAGAUUCAAAAACAUGUAUUAGACGAACUAUACUGUCUUAUCAAAAUAUAAGACCAAUUAAAUUUUGUGAUGUAUUGGGCGAUAAAAAUGUUUAUUGGUCUCUUAAAGAAUUUCAACCAAAUACAACAAAUCAUUCCAUUGCUGUUGUUGCUGCACGUUUAGAUGCUACAUCUAUGUUUCAAGACUUAGCCCCUGGUGCUUUGUCAACAGCUACAUCAAUUGUUACAUUAAUGGCUACUGCUAAUUUAAUUUCUGAAAUGUUACCUUAUGAUUAUGCUAAAAAUUACUCAAAAAACAUUAUGUUUAUUUUAUUUAAUGGAGAAGCAUAUAAUUACAUUGGAUCUAGUAGAGUGGCUUAUGACAUGUACAUGCAAAAUUUUCCUAAUGAUAAAAUAAAACUUCAACAAAAUCAUAUUGGCCUUUUUGUAGAACUAUCUCAAAUACACUAUGAGAAAGAAGUUGUUUUUCACCGAUUAAUUAAAUAUAAUGUUAGUGAAAAUGUAGAAAAUUUCAUGAAUAUAUUCAAUAAAAGUCUUACCAAAGACGAAUUUAAUAUUUAUGAAUCAAAAAGCUUGUCCGUACCACCUGCAUCAUUGCAUUCAUUUUUGAAAAAAGAUCCUCAUUUUCCAGGUGUUCUUUUGACAGGAUUUAACAACAAAUUUAAAAAUGAAUUUUAUCAUAGUAUUUUGGAUGAUGCUAGUAAUAUAAAAUAUGAUGUUAUUUCUCAAACUAUUGCCAGUAUAUCAACUUCACUAAGUUACUCACUUUAUACAUUUAUAACUAAUAACCCUUACCAGGGUUCAAAGGAAGUAAAUACUAGUUAUGUGACUAAAUUAUUAGAUUGUUAUGUAAAGUCUAUUAAUUGUGAUUUAUUUAAAUCAUUGACAUCACCACUACUAUUACCGGACCAUCCUCCUAACUAUUAUAUUAGUAUAGAUUUGAUCACUAAUACACUUACUAGUCUUUCCCGACUAUUGUUUGCUUCUUUUGGCAAGAAGAUCACGGAAGUUCAAAAUGAAGAAAAUUGCAUUGAUUAUGAAACAAAACCAGGAUUUUUAUCUGUAUGGUUAAAUGGAAAUUACAAUGCAUGUUAUUUAACAACGUCAAAUUUUACUGAUGCAGUUAGUCCAGCAUUUAUUAUACCGGAUUAUGAUUUAUCAUCACCGGAGUAUUCUACAUGGACAGAAUCUGUAUGGCAUGAAGUUCAAAUUCGUAUGUUUCUCAGACAAUCAUUUAGAUUACAAAUUAUUAUAUUUAUUCUUGGAGUUGCAAUAUUUUUAUUCUCUUUUAUUAUAACACGAAAAAUGUAUGCUCAAUCUGGGAUUUAUUUUAAUAACCAAGAAGCCGAUUCAGUUACCAGUUGUUGAAUACAAGUAAUAU